AUGAGGGCCCUUAGCCAGUCUUUUAGCUUCAGCCGGCUCAUCCUUCAAAUGAUAACAGCAACGCUCUCCUCAGGGUGAGACGGCCAUGUGAGGUGAGACGGCCGAGGGACCGUGCUCAGCAGGCUUCCCAGAAAGACGGCCUGUAACCAGGCUUCCUUUGCCAGUUCCCUCCCUCUUCACCCUGGGGCUCUUCGGGGCUCUCGCGGCGGGUGGGGGGGCGCCCGCCUCGCUCCAUGCGCUCUCGGGGCAGAUCCCACCGCCUCACCCGCCGCCACUGGCUCCCGGCUCUUCACCCGGAGCACCAGUCAGCCGCAACACCUCCACUUGGGCGCUGUAAGAGCAUCUCACCACCCCGCCCCCGCCCCGAGGCCGGAACGCCUGCGGAGGAGUGCUGAGCCCGCCCCCGCCCCUCCAUUCUGGGUCUUCCCCGCUGCCCGUCCCUCCAAGGCCUCCCUGACCCUCCCUAUCCAAAGAACAUCCAACUUUCCCUCAACCCUCUUCUCUUACCCUGCUUUAUGACCCCUUCAGAGCGUUUCACUACUAGGCUUACGUGUGUGACCGUAUAUUUGAUAAUGGUCGUUUUUGUUGGCUGUAAAUUCCAUGAGUGCAGGGACUUGGCCUCUCGCGGUCCCCAGUCCCCAGAACCUAAAACCCUACGAGCACAGCACAGGGACUCAGGCAUUGCUUGUUCCUUGAAUGAAUGACUCCACAAACCUCCUCAUCCUCUCCUGCCCCGAGGUCGAGUGAAUGGCACCACCCCAUAGGCAGAAACCUGCUGUUGCCCUUGGUUUUAACCUGUUCUUCCUCUCACCCAAAUCCAUGUUACCAGGUGCUACAAAUCCCCGCUGAACGGUUACUGAAUCAGCCUGCGUCUCCAUUCCCGUGGCCCUUACCUAGCUCAGGGAACCUCCCUCCCUCUCCCGGACCAGCCCCUUCUCUCCACCCACCCACCCCACGGCCCCCCAGUCCAUUCUCUACUCUGCUGCCAAACAGCAGGUUUCCCCUGAGGUGCAUGUAAGCCACAGGAAGCAGGCCUUCGUGCUGCCUUCAGGACCUUCGCCUAGUCCAUCCCCUCCCACCCCUCGGUCUGACACCCUCUGGGCUCAUCUUAGGCACCUGUCCCUCCCGAAGUAUUCCUCCUGUUUUAGGCUGUAUCAGCAUUUAUCACGCUGGAUUGUCACUGCCCAGAGGACCGCCCUGUGUCCGCGCGCAGUCUGCAGGGUGGAAAUACUGUGGCCAACACACCUCUCAGAAUUACUAGAAAUUGACCUUCCCUCUCUGAGCAUGUUGCCUUAUCUGUAAAACGAGAUACCGAUAGUCUGUGAUGAUGGUGGGGAUUGAAUAAGAGUUUUAAAGCAGCAGGUACAGCCUACGUUGGGUGCAAAAUGAAACGGGAGCUUUAAAAAAGAACUGCUGAGAGCUGCAGCUGUUCCUUGCAAACUGCAGGGCACGGACCCAGCCCACAACCGCAGUCUGUGUAGUAUAUUCAGGCCGCACUGAACACGGGCCCUGCAGGCGGCGGAGCGGACUGUGUUCAUGCAACAGAACCUAGAACUGGGGCGAUGAGCUGAGGCCCAGCGGUGACAGGCCGCUCCUAACGGCUCCCGGGCGCCCAGCGCCCGGAACUGCACCGGUGUGCCGGGUGCCAUGGUUCCGGGUUGCGGAGGUUCCGGGGUCUCGAGGUCCAAAGUGCCGGAACGCGACCCAAACCCAGCCCUGACCGGCAGCCCUCGCGCUGACGGCCCCGCCCCCGGCUGAGGCGCUCCGUCAAAGCCCAUUCAUUGGUCGGCGGCCUGUGCGCCCUGCUCACGUGAUGCGCCACAGGACGCUGCACGGGACGCGACCCGGGACGCUGCACGGGACGCGACCCGGAAGCCGGCGUUGCUGCGGGCUCUUCUCCCGGAGUCGCCAGAGUGCGGAUUGCGAGGGCUGCUCUCCGGGCGGCGGCGGCGGCGGCAGCGGCGGCGGUGGCGGUGGCGGCGGCGGCAGGAUGUUCACGACGGGGGCGGAGAGUCUGCUCCGCCAGGCCAGGGAGAUCCGGGACGAGGAGCUGGGCAAGUUCUGUGCCCGGGUCUGUGCGCUACUGCGGAAGGAGGACUGGGGUCCCGGCGCCGUGGACGCCCUGCGGAGGCUCUUCCUCAUCGUCUCGGCCACGAAAUACAGCAGGAGGCUGGAGAAGCCUUGCGUGGCACUGCUGCAGACCACCCUCUGCUCGCCCACCUGCCCCGAGCAGCUCCAGCUCCUCUGCGCCGCUGUCCUGAGAGAGAUGUCACCCUCCGACAGCCCGAGCCUCUCCUGCGACCACAUCCAGGGCACGCGGCAGCUGGACCUCGUGGCCUCUGUGCUCUUGGCCCAGGGUGACCAACAGCAGGUGAGGAGCUUGGGCCAGUGUGUCCUCAAGGUCCUGGAGAGCCGGCAGCCCGAGGGGCCCAGCCUGAGGCACCUCCUCCCUAUCGUGUCCAAAGUCACCAGCCUGGCCCCGGACGCCCUCCGUGAAGAGCAGACCAGGGCGCUCAGCAAGCGGCUGGGGGACUGGCUCCGCUACGCCAGCGUCCAGCAGGGGGUCGCCCACUCCUCCGGGGGCUUCUUCUCCACGCCCAGAGCCCGGCAGCUGGGCCCUGUCACCGAGGUGGACGGGGCAGUGGCCACGGACUUCUUCACGGUGCUGUCCACGGGCCAGCGCUUCACGGAGGACCAGUGGCUGAACGUGCAGGCCUUCUCCAUGCUGCGGGCCUGGCUGCUGGACAGCAGCCCUGGGGGCUCCAGUGCCCCGGAUGUAGACGACAGGUCGGAGCUGGAAGGCUCCACCCUGUCCGUGCUCUCGGCCGCCUCCGCCGCCGGCCACCCGCUGCCGCCCCAGGAGUGGCUGCAGGAGAAGGCCUUCGAGUACUGCCAGCGCCUGCUCGAGCAGAGCAGCCGCCGAGCCCUGAGGAAGGCAGACUCAGACCUGCAGAAAGCAUGUCUGGUGGAGGCCGUGCUGGUGCUGGACGUGCUCUGCCGGCAGGACCCCUCCUUCCUGUACCGCACCCUCUCCUGCCUGAGGCCCCUGUACACGCGCCUGCGCGGGGACCCAGCCUGGGUGCGGGCGCUGCUGCCCGUCGCCCGGUUCUUCCUGCGCCACGGGGAGGCCGCCGCAGUGGACGCGGAAGCCGUCUACCAGCACCUCUUCACCGGGAUCCCCGCUGAGCAUUUCCACAGCCCGAUGCUGGCCUUCGAGUUCGUCCAGUUCUGCAGGGACAGCCUGCCUCUGUUGGGCAGAAACCUUGGCGUCCUCAGGACAAGCUUCCCCAACCUCUUCAAGUUCCUGGCUUGGAACAGCCCGCCCCUCACCUCCGACUUCGUGGCGCUCCUCCCAUCGCUGGUCGACGCGGGGACGGCCGUGGAGAUGCUCCACCUGCUGCUGGACCUGCCUUGCCUGACCGCGGCCUUGGACCUGCAGCUCAGGUCACUGCAGACCGCGUCCGAGAGGCCACCCUGGGACGUCUCCAUCAGGGCCCCCGGCUGCCUGGAGGCCUUCCGGGACUCGCAGGUCCAGGGUCUCUUCCAGCACCUGCUGCGUGCCCAGGCCAGCGGGACCGCGGAGAGGUUGACGCCGCUCUACCGGCUGCUGCAGCCCCUGGCCGGCUGCGCCCGGGUGGUCCAGUGCGCCGAGGCCGUGCCCACCCUGCUCCGGGCGUUCUUCUCGGCGGUGACGCAGGUGAGCCCGCUUCCUGGGGCCUCUGUCCCUGCAGCAGAGGGCCGGCCGGAGCCAGGACCCACAGGGCCCCAGCUUCCUCGGUGGCCAAGGGGCCGGUCCGUCACAGCAGACAGGGCUGCUCACACCAGCCCCGGCCCGGCUCCUGUCCCUCCCAGAACUGGGGCCGAGAGAAGCCCCCAGGGCAGCAGCAGCCAGCCAGGUCCGGAGCAGAGGUGUUCCCUGGGGGUGGGACGCAGUCUCUCUCUCUCUCUCUCUUCCCCCCAGUUUGCUGACGGGGUCCUGGCCAGCCAGCUGGCACUGCUGCUCCUGGAGCGAAGCGACUCGCUUUACCAGGUCCCGGGGUACGAAGCCGGUGUGCACAGGGUGCUGGGCUCCCAGUUCCCGGCCUUGUGCAAGCUGCAUCCCCCGCUGGUGGUCGAGCAGGCGAAGGAGCUGCUGGAGUUUGUGGGCGGCCCCCGCGGCGGCGGGCACGUGCUCGCGUCCGUGGUGUGGGCCAUCGGCGAGUACCUGUCGGUGUCCUGGGACCGGCGGUGCACCGUGGAGCAGAUCAACAACUUCUUCGAAGCCCUGGAGGCCCUGCUCUUCGAGGUCACCCAGUCGCGGCCCUCCACCACCCUUCCCAAGUGUCCUCCGCAGGUCAUCUCCGUGCUCAUGACCACACUGACCAAGCUGGCCUCCCGGAGCCAAGACCUGAUUCCCAGGGCCUCCCUGCUCCUGUCGAAGAUGAGGAGCCUGGCCCAGAGCCCAGCCCCGGGCUCCGUGUGCGGCGAGGACGCGGGUGCCGUCCGCACGCGGGCCACCGAGCUGCUGAACCUGCUGAAGAUGCCCAGCGUGGCCCAGUUCGUGUUCACGCCCAGCGUGGCCGCAUCCGAGCCCCGUUACCACCGCGACACCAACACGGCCCUGCCCCUGGCCCUGCGCACGGUCAGCCGGCUGGUGGAGAGGGAGGCGGGCCUGCUGCCAGGGUGAAGGGACCGGUAGACGCCGGGCGGGGCUGCACGUUGAGAGCCUGGUAUUACCAGCCAUGGCUUCGGUGGUCAGGGAGGCCGUCACAGUCUCGGCCUUUGGCCUCUAUGUGUCCUUCUUAACCCCUUUCUCUCGUGACCGCGCUGAGCUGUGUAGUGACACAGCACUGAUUGAUUCUCGGCUUUAGCCCCUCUUGGGACUGGGUGGAAGCUGCUUGGUUUGUGUCUUGCCGGUCCUUGUGUGUUUGUUUGGGGGCAAGAAGAGAUACGGCGAAAAUAAAUCUCCUUUACAAAAUGGCUGCGUGAACGAGGCGGGGUCUGUUCUUUUUCCCUCCACCCAGGAAGCAGGGAGCCCCACAGGCAGCCGCGUAGCUGCUGCGGGGUCCAGGGGCUGCAGCGCUGCGGGGCUGCGAGAGCUGGCCCUGGGGCUGGGAGGGGCCUUCACCGGGUGCUCUUCCUUCUUGCCUAACCAACCCCCGUGUGUCAGGGCCGAGCCCCGUUCAGCGCGUGUCCCAGGUGGCACAGAAACCACAGCUCACUAACACGUGCGGUCAGUCAGGGAGGAAGCAGUGUCAACCUCCCCGAGGUGACCGCUGCCGCUGGGAAAAUGGGUUUGGUCAGUGACAUUUCUUAGACCUUCUCCCGCUCCUAAGUUGAAGACGAUAAGGCUGGGGCGCUGGGGCUCUGGGGCCCCUGCGGGGUGGGCUGGAGGUGCUGUCACCUUUGCAGACGGCAGCCUCCUGCGAGCAGGAGGACGGGCAGGGCACCCAGCAGACUGCUCCCAGUGACCAGGAUACCUGCCGCCAGAAGCCUUGCUGGGAGCAAGUCCGGGUGCGCUUUGCUCUUACACCAAGUGGGCAAGACACAUACCCCCUCCUGUCAAGCGCUUUCUACCACUGUUCCGUUCAAGUCAGGCUCCGCCCCGCUUGUAAACCAACCCCCAAGGCUGCACCCCAGCUCUCCGGGCGCCUGGCGGGGCUCGGCCACUAGGUGGUGCUGCUGCUCCGAAAGUCCCAGCCCGCCCGCUCCGCCGCGCCCAUCCAGGCCUGCUCCUAGCCACGCCCCUCGCGGGCUCGGCCACGCUCCUAGCCACGCCCCCAGGCUCCGGCCACGCUCCUAGCCACGCCCCCAGGCUCCGGCCACGCUCCUAGCCACGCUCCUAGCCACGUUCCUAGCCACGCCCCCAGGCUCCGGCCCCGCUCCCGCGGUCCGGUGCCUCCGCCCCCGGCGGUUUGGCGCCCCCUGACGCCCUAAGAAACGCCCGCCGCCGCCGCCGAGGAGGCUGAUGAGGGCCGGGGCGGGCGCCGCAGGGGCGGGCGCCUCUGGCUGGCGUCCCGGCCCCAGGAUGCUUUCCGAGAAGCGACAGGUGGUGCGCGGAGCAGAGCCGUGGGGCACCGGUGCGGGGCGUGCCAAAGGACACCUGACCCUCCCAGGAUGGGACCAACCCAGCCCUGCGAGCCCCGCCCCGGCGACGCCCAUCUCCCGCCCCGGCCCGGGCCUGCCCGGCCCUCCGGACUUGCGUCCAGGGAGGCCAGGGUUGAGGAGGUGACACUUAAGAGAAAAUGCUUUUUUUCAAUUUGCCAAAUGCCAAUUAAUGCUCAGCUUUCAGUUUUUUCACGUCGUUCGUUCAGAUAUUGCAAGUUUGGGUCUCAGACUGGUUCCUACGAACCAGUUUGAGAAUACGGAUUUUGAGGGGACUUUUUUCCCCGCUUCACCCAGAGCCAAGGCCGCUCUAGAAACG
Molecule: messenger RNA, 6403 nt
Organism: Physeter macrocephalus (sperm whale)
Lineage: Eukaryota; Metazoa; Chordata; Mammalia; Artiodactyla; Physeteridae
Gene: AP5Z1
Product: adaptor related protein complex 5 subunit zeta 1
Exons: 16
Coding region: 1814-4666 (950 amino acids)
Cellular component (GO): AP-5 adaptor complex
Source: RefSeq, a predicted model, not a curated record